Amaranthus tricolor (Joseph's coat) is the source of this 1923-nucleotide messenger RNA. Its product is annotated as cytochrome P450 CYP72A219-like. NCBI's taxonomy places the organism in Eukaryota, Viridiplantae, Streptophyta, Magnoliopsida, Caryophyllales, Amaranthaceae. The transcript is spliced from 5 exons. The record is from RefSeq and is a predicted model, not a curated record. Bases 77 to 1618 code for a protein of 513 amino acids. Gene Ontology annotation, molecular function: oxidoreductase activity, acting on paired donors, with incorporation or reduction of molecular oxygen; iron ion binding; monooxygenase activity.
AGGACAAUAAGUUAUGAAUAAACAUAGUCCAUUGGGCAUAUAAAAUAAAACAAAGAAUAAGUUGGUCUAAUUGAAUAUGGAAGGUAGUCAGAUAAUUUGUGUUGUAUUGGUGAUAAUAUGUACACAAAUUGCAUAUCAAAUAAUAAAAAGUUUACGGUGGAGACCCAAAAAGCUUGAAAAAAAUUUGAGAGAUCAAGGAUUUGGCGGAAAUCCAUAUAAUUCUAUUCAUGGAGAUUUGCCAGAAAUCACCCGUCUUAGUCGUUCUGCUCUUUCUAAACCCUUUUCUUCUUUGUCCCAUGAUCUUAUGCCUAGGAUCAUGCCUCUUGUUCAUCAAAUUGUUCAAAAAUAUGGAACAAAGUCAUUUAUUUGGUAUGGAAGAAGACCAAGAAUAAACAUAACAGAUCCUGAAUAUAUAAGGGAGAUAUUCACCAAGUAUGAGGUGUUCCAGAAGGAACGUCCAAGGAGAACCGGAUCUUUUGGUCUCGUCAUGCGAGAGGGUGAAGAUUGGGCCAAAAUUAGAAGAAUUCUUAACCCUGCUUUUCAUGUUGAGAAAUUGAAGAGCAUGUUGCCAAUAAUGCAGCUAAGUUGCGAGACCAUUCUAAAGAAAUGGGACGAAAUGGUGGAAAAAGAAGGGUCAGCAGAGAUUGAUGUGUGGUGUUAUCUAAGCAGCAUGUCAGCAGAUGUGAUUGCCAGAGCUGCUUUUGGCAGUUCUUAUGAAGAAGGCAAGCGUUUAUUUAAGCUCCAAGAUCAACAUGCUGAUCUUUCCUUUCAAGUCCUUAGAUCUGUUACUAAUUACCUUCCUGGAUUCAGCGAAAUAGCAGCUAAAUUCAACCGAAAGAAGAUAAAAGUGGAUGAAGAGAUCGACGAAAUAGUGAAGAGUUUAAUAGGGAAGAGAAAAGAAUCACUAAAAACAGGUGACUACAAGUACAAAGAUGACUUAUUAGGGAUCAUGUUGGAGUCUAAUGAGAAAGAAAUAGAAGAGCAUGGAAGUGGUAUGACAAUGGAUGAUGUUAUGCAAGAAUGUAAAUUGUUUCAUUUAGCUGGAGAAGAUACCACUGCUGCAUUGCUUACUUGGACUAUGUUGUUAUUGAGUCAACACCAAGAUUGGCAAACCAAAGCUAGGGAAGAAGUCUUGCAACGUUUUGGCAAGGAUCAAGUUCCUGAUUUUGAUGCCCUCAAUCAUCUUAAAAUUGUGCCUAUGAUUCUAAACGAAACCUUAAGAUUUUACCCGCCCGUGACCUCUAUGUCCCGAAUCAUCAAGAAAAAUGCGCAACUAAAAAGGUUGUCCUUGUUGCAUGGGACCGAGCUUAGUUUGCCAACAAUCAUGGUCCAUAGAGAUCCAAAUAUAUGGGGUAAUGAUGCAAAUGAGUAUAAUCCUGGUCGAUUUGCCGAAGGAGUCUCCAAUGCAGCUAAAGUCUCGGGUUCCUUCUUUCCAUUUGGGGGUGGACCUCGAGUUUGUAUUGGACAAAAUUUUGCCUUGCUCGAGGCUAAGCUUGCUUUGACAAGGAUACUUCAACGCUUCUCAUUUGAGCUAUCUCCAUCUUAUAUCCAUGCUCCUCGAGCUCUUGUGAGCUUGGAACCUCAAUUUGGGACUCCUCUCAUCUUACACAAGAUCUAAAUGAUUUAAUAUUGCAAAUGAUCUGGAUCAUAUUUAAGGUCUUUUAAGUAAUGUUGAUCUAGAUGAUUUAUUUAGUACGUAAGCUUAUUAAAUAAACUAAUUUAUCUUUAUGUUAUCCCUUUUGUCUUGAUUGAUAUUUGUAUGUUUUGUUAGUGGAAUUGUGGAAAUUAUGUCACUUUUUUAUGACUAUAUAUGAUGUUCUAUUAAUAGAAGUUGGGCUUAUUUUCUUUUCAAUCUUCAUUUGAUGUGUUCUUUUGAAAAUGUAAUGCAUUGUUUUAUUAAAAGCCAACUUAUAUAUUGUUUUA